This is a messenger RNA of Leucoraja erinaceus (little skate), 1247 nucleotides long. Its product is annotated as ubiquitin-conjugating enzyme E2 U-like. Lineage: Eukaryota; Metazoa; Chordata; Chondrichthyes; Rajiformes; Rajidae. The transcript is spliced from 11 exons. Bases 183 to 1172 code for a protein of 329 amino acids. The record is from RefSeq and is a predicted model, not a curated record.
ACUCCGGCUGGGACCCGUCGCCUGGCAACCAGCGCAAUACUCGGUGAGCCGGGACCGGGGAGACGCAGCAGGUGGCGGCUGCCCCAUGGCUACAAGGUGGAGGAAAGAUAAAAUGUCCUAUUUUAUAUUUACAUAAUCAAGAAGAUUCUUCAUUUAACAGUUACUCAAUAAUCUUAAAGGCCAUGCAGUCCAAGGCUUAUUUGUUGCUGGAAAGAGAACAUAUUCAACUUCAAGAAGCUAGACUAUUUGGUAUUUCCGCAUGCCCAGUUAAAGAGGAUCUAUUAGAAUGGGUGGCCAUGGUGCAAGGAUUGAAAGAUUCUCUCUGGGAAGGUGCUGCGCUUCAACUUUCCUUGAAGUAUACUGAAGAUUACAACUCAGUCCCUCCCACUGUCACUUUCAAUACGAUUCCAUUUCACCCCAAUGUGGAUGCAGUCACAGGCAAGCCAUGUGUAGACUUUCUUGAUAAUCCCUGGAAAUGGGAAGAACACUUCUCCUUGACAGCUAUCCUGCUCAACAUUCAGGUGAUGAUGUCCAACCCAGUACUGGAAAAUCCAGUCAAUGUGGAGGCUGCCCAGAUGUUGAGGGAGGACCCAGCAGGAUAUCGAGAAAUAGUUGUGGAAUGUGUCAGAGCCAGCAAGCAGCUCAAAGCAAAUGGAGUCAACUUUGCAGUUAAGUGUUUUCCUGAGGCACACUUUGAAAACCAAGCUUACAGCAAACUGCAAAGAAUUAAAAUGAUUGCUUUUGACGAAUAUCACAAGACAUGGACCGAAAUUGCAACAUCCAAACCAAAUGAGAGCAGCAAAGAUUCAACACCAAUGCCCUGCAUUAAUCUUCAAUCACUAUACUUUGGAAAUGGAGAAGAGGAAUUACAAAAAGAAAUUGAAGCACAGAAUAAAGAAUUUGGUGAAAUUAUCUAUGGAACAUUUGGUAAAGAAAGGAAGGCUCAAAUGACAAUGAAUCAGAAACUGGAGCGAAUCAACCGCAUGAAGAAGAGCUAUAUUAUGGACAGAUUGCCUGAAGCUUCUACUUCAAUGACCUCAGAUCUACCAACAAACAUCAGGGCAAAGCAAUCCAAUAACUGUGCACAAGAGGAGGAACUCUGGAACAAAGAAGUGGACAAUUUAGUUAACUGGACAACUGGACUAAAUGUAGAUGAGCUGGAGAAUGAUUAAGAAGAAAAAAAAAUCCAACUCGGCUCAAGCCAGUCUGUAAUUUCACUAUGUGAUCACUAAACCAAUUUGGAAGAU